CGCAGGCACAGCCUCAGUUCGGAGACUGAAAGGUCCCAGAGCUUCGAUAUCAAGUGCCGUGCGGGCUCGGCGCGAUCGUGAAUCCCGCCAGCCUCAUUGGAUUCUGCGGAGAACCUCCACAAGCGAGAGGAAAUCUGCUGCAUGAACCCAUUUAGAAUCGAAGCAGCCGAAUUUUUUUCUCACAUAUCGCGUGCAAACUGUUGCCUAGAAUGCGCAAAACGUUCGGGGGGUCCGCACGAGGUCCAAUGACGCAGUCGAUCGUUCACAGGUGUUGUUGAGAAAUUGCCGAGGACUAAACUUAGUGGUUCAAGCAUGAGCAAGUCAUGGACCAGGAUCGAGGAGGAUAAAGACCCUCCUGGCCCCGUCUCUUGGGCUGACUUACACUUAUCUACUCAUAACUUUCACCACUGCACAAACACUCCACCAUGGCUUCCAAGGAUACGAAAGUCACUCUUUACUGGCUUGAGCAAUCGCGCUCUCAGCGCGUCCUAUGGCUCCUCGAGGAACUCAAUGUACCAUACGAGGUGAAGACAUUCAAGCGCGGAAGGGAUAUGAAGGCCCCCGCCGAGCUCAAGAAGAUUCACCCGCUUGGCAAGUCGCCCGUUAUCUCCAUCGAGUCUCCCGCGACCUCGGAGCCCAUUGUCAUUGCGGAAUCAGGCAUGAUUGUUGAAUAUCUCUGCGAUCACUUUGGCGGGGACAAGCUCAUCCCUGCGCGCUAUGCUGCUGGCAAGGAAGGCCAAAUUGGCGGCGAAACUGAAGAGUGGCUGCGCUACCGGUACUACAUGCACUUUUCGGAGGGGAGCUUGAUGCCGUUCUUGGUAUUCAAGCUCGUUACAGACACGAUCAAAAACCCACCGGGGGUGCCGUUCUUCAUCAAGCCAAUCCCCCGUAUGGUGGCCAACCAGGUUGAAGAGCAGUUCGUCAACCCAAACAUCUUCGCUACCUUUGACUUCCUCGAAGACCAACUUAAGACCGCGCCUGCGGGUGGUCCUUUCUUCUGCGGUAACAGCGUUACCCCCGCUGAUAUCAUGCUGAGCUUUCCCUUGAUUGCAGCCAACAUAAGGAUUCCGCUGAGCGAGAAGUACCCGUUGCUGGCGAAAUAUGUGCAAAACAUCCAGCAGCAGGAGGGAUACAAGCGAGCUGUUGAGAAGAUCAAGGAAGUGGAUGGAUACCAGCGUGUCAUAUUUAAAUACCAUGAGUCAGUUUUCUAGAUCCCUGGCCAGGGUAGAAACCUAAAGCCCUAGAAACA
Molecule: messenger RNA, 1249 nt
Organism: Aspergillus calidoustus
Lineage: Eukaryota; Fungi; Ascomycota; Eurotiomycetes; Eurotiales; Aspergillaceae
Source: the annotation of a GenBank genome assembly